Messenger RNA from Aspergillus melleus, 2778 nucleotides. RefSeq names its product crossover junction endodeoxyribonuclease. The record is from RefSeq and is a predicted model, not a curated record. The transcript is spliced from 2 exons. Gene Ontology annotation, molecular function: 5'-flap endonuclease activity; crossover junction DNA endonuclease activity. Lineage: Eukaryota; Fungi; Ascomycota; Eurotiomycetes; Eurotiales; Aspergillaceae. The coding region runs from base 69 to 2588 and encodes 839 amino acids.
CACGCUCUGUGACUGGGUUUAGUUUGGGGUUUUUGGUGGUUUUCUUGGUAUUUGCGAUAUCCGACCGGAUGGGGAUCCCUGGGCUUAUCAAUGCGAUUGGCACUGGAGAGCGCAUUUCCUUGUCCAGAUUGGCCGUGAACCACUUGGAACGAACUGCACGGCCGAUCCGAAUCGCGGUGGAUAUUUCGAUAUGGCUCUUCCAGGUCCAGGCUGGGCGUGGCGGCACGAACCCCGAACUACGCACGCUGUUCUACAGACUGCUGAAGCUCCUUGCGCUGCCUAUUCAUCCGCUCUUCGUGUAUGACGGGAAAGAGAAGCCGCCGUUCAAGAGAGGCAAGGCAUCCGGAGGUAGUGCCGGUAAUCUACCGAUCAUUCGGCUGUCCAAAGUUCUGGUGGAUCUCUUCAAGUUUCCGCGCCACGAUGCUCCAGGCGAGGCGGAGGCGGAAUGCGCCAGGUUGCAGACGGCUGGAGUCGUCGACGCAGUGAUGAGUAAUGAUGUUGAUGCUUUAAUGUUCGGGUCGUCGUGGACGGUGAUGAAUUUUUCGAAGGAGAGUGGGAGUGGUACUACGGCUGCGACGCAUGUUACCUGCUACCAAAUGGGUGAUGAGAAGAAGAAUCUGUCAACUGCAAAACUCGAUCGGGCUGGGAUGAUCCUAUUCGCGAUGCUCAGUGGAGGCGACUACCUACCGUCUGGGGUUCCCAAAUGCGGGAACAAGUUGGCCGCACAAAUCGCGAGAGCUGGGUUUGGUGCAGACCUCUUGGAAAUUAUCAAUUCGAACAGCUCAAGCCUCGAAGCGGACCUGAGCGAAUGGAGAGACAGGCUCCAGUUCGAGUUAGAGGAGAACGAAAGUGGUUACUUCACAACGAAGCACAAAGCGGUUCGAGUUCCCGAGGCUUUCCCGGACAGGACAAUUCUCUCAUUCUACGCCAAACCGGUGGUAUCCACACAGAGGGAGAUAGACGGGUUACGGGACCGUCUGGUGAAUGCUUGGGACCAGGAUAUCAAUCCCUUGGAAUUGAGAAGAUUCGCAGCAAAUGCUUUCGAUUGGAACUAUCGCUCUGGAGCGAGAAAGAUGAUCAGGCUACUGGCCGAGCCUCUCGUCUUAUAUAGACUUCGGCUGGGAAAACCAGUAUCCGCAUUUGCCGAAAACGAGCCUAAGUUAUCCGAUGUCGAUGGGCCGAUGCUGCAGAAAGUCUACAAGAGCCGAACAAGCUUUAGCACGGACGGAUUAACAGAGCUGCAGCUGGACUUCGUUCCCAUCGACGUUGUUGGCUUGGAUCUGUUCGCCGAGGAGCCUAACCCUCCGUUGCCUUCGCAGGAGACUACGGCGACCGUUUCGGGCGACGAAGAAGAUGCUCUGGAGGAGCCCGCGGUCCCGCAGUCGCCCAUGAAGAAGCGCGUGACGAAACGAUAUGACCCCCUAGCAUCGGAGAAGAUUUGGAUUUUCGAAACGCUGGCCUCGAUCGGUAUUCCGGAGGUGGUGGAGAAUUGGAAAAAGGAGCUCGCCGAGAAGUCUGCGCCAAAGAAGCCCACUGCCCGAAAGACUGGACCGAGGAAGAAGGGUCCAAUUGAUCCAGGCAUGAAGCGAGGAAGCAUCCUUAAAUACGGCACUCUCACUAAGGAGCGGUCGGAGAUCUCUCAGUUCAGGAACGCCUCACUCUUCGAGGCUGCCAUCUCAGGAACGCCAACAAAAAGUGGCUCGUCGCUCGGGCAAUCCAGUGGCUCGCCUGCGCCUACUGGUACUGGUACGUCGUAUGGGAAUGAUCUUGGAUUUCAAAUGCCGGCAUUUAGUCAGGAUCUCGGAUUCGACGACCUCACGGACCGAUUCUCUUUAUUCUGCAAUGUCUCCCCUGAUGCAGGCAUCAAGCGACAUCCCAUGAUAAGCCAGUCUCGCGUUCCUAGAAGACGAAGAGCCGUUGCGUCUGGCCCUGAGCUUGAGGCGGACAUUGCCAGUCCAGAUAUUUUCGAUUGCCGUUCCCCGGCAGCCGCCCCCCGACUUCGGAUGAGCUAUUCAAAUUCCAGUUGUGAGGAGUCACUGGUAGAUAGUACAGCACUCUCCCCUGGCUACGCCACUCGUCGCCCGAAGUCGAAACCUACUCUGAAACACCAAGAUAUCUAUGAGGUACAAGAACUCGAGCAGGCCGUAUCGUCCAUCACUAUUGAAGAUACCAGCGGUAGCCAAAAGCAGGACACCAAACCUCGCUCCCGUCAUUCAAAGCUUGAGCUCGACACUCCCAAAAAAGAGACGCGAAAAGCGAAAACCACAGAGUCCAAACCAGCCAGCCCCUCUCGUGUCCAGGACCUUCUAGAGAAAGCAUCCCUCGAUAUGCCUUCGCUGCGAAGACAGCAACAGAAAAGGACAGACCCAUCCGAUAACGAACCAUCAAGCUCUCAACAAAAGACUACGAACCCAAUCUCCUCCGAUGGUAAACCAAAGCCCGCCACCACUUCGCACGUGAAUUCUAUCGUUACUUGCAAUGGAUACUGGACAAUUGAUACCGAUCCGGAAUCUGAGCUGGUCUCAGACAGCAAGAAGCGUGGUAGAAAGCAACGAUUCCGACGCGUCAGCGUCUUGGACCUAAGGUAGUUGGUCUCGCAUAUUGGAAGGUUCUGGUAUCUGAUAUCCAGAAUCUGAUCACAACCUUGGCAUUUACUUUUCUGGGCGUUGGUGGGAUAUCAUCCAUUGUCCUUCUGGUUUAGGCCGUUUGUUUUAUUCUAAAUUAAUUCUACUGCAUACAUACACCUAUACAUACAUGAACUACUAUUUCUCAUAAUCU